CCGCCUGAGGAGAAUGUCUGUCUCCCCCGUUCCCUGUCUCCCCCUCCUCCACCACCCCCUCCCCCUCUCCCAGUCUCUGGUCCUAGCAGUGUCCCCAGUGCUGGGGAGAACUCUCGGCUGUUGACAAAGCAGACUAGUUUUGACAAACAGCUGGACUCUCUAACUGACCUUCUGUCUGAGAUGGAGACCAGAGGACCCUUCAACCCCAAGUUGCCCAGUCAGUCCUCAGCUCCUCCUCCUCCUGCCCCCAAGCUUGCAGGUCCUCCCCCCACCGCUCCCAAGCCCAACCUCUCCUUCCUCCCCCCUCCAGAGAUGGGAGACAAGCCCCCUCCCGCUCCCUGGGCCGAGGAGCUCAAACUCCGAUCGACACACCGACAAGCCAAUAACGCUACAUCCGCCCCAGCUCCUGCGCCUGCACCUCAGCCAUUUGCUAAGGCCCCAGUCGUGGCUCCUAAGGCUUUUGGGGGCAUAAAAACAGGGACGUCCGUGCCUCCUGUGGGGCUGAAGAACCAGAACCACACCCCGGCUCCAUUUGGUUUUGCUCCUAAACCUUCCCCUGCAGCCAGCUCCUUCCCUCCUCCUCCUGCCGCUCCCCCCGCCCCUCCAGCCAACAAAGUGGCUCCCCCAGCCUUCAAUCACUCAAAGCCAUCUUCCAUUGACUCUCAGAUGACUGUGAGCCCGCCCCUUCCUGCUCCUGUGCCCCCUCCUCAGCCCAAAGCGAUGACAUCACCACCCUCUUCUUACAGCCAGCCAAUGAAAACUCCCCCUUCAUCAAAGCCCUCGCCCCCUGGGCCUGUCUCUGUCCCAGGUGGAGGUGUUCCUCUCUCCAUGAGGGAGGUGGAGGAGCUGGAGAGAAUGACCCAUGCAUUCAUCAAAGACAUGGACACACACGCUCCUGUCAUCACUUCACCACCUACAGAGGUAUGUGGGAAGUGUGGUGAGGCUCUGUCUCGUUCCCAGCCUGCAGUGAGAGCCAUGAACAAACUCUUCCACUCUGACUGCUUCUGCUGUGUGAGCUGCCAUCGCCCCCUGCAGGGCAUGCAGUUCUACGACAAGGACGGGACACCACAGUGUGAGGACUGCUACACUAGUUCUCUGGCGGUGUGUUCUCGGUGUGGGGAGCGUAUUACAGACCGUGUGUUGAAGGCGGUGGGCCAGUGUUUCCAUGCCCACUGUUUCCGCUGCUGCACCUGCGCCUGCAGCCUGGAGGGGGCGCCCUUCAUCACUGACGACAACAACAACCCAUACUGUGUCCCAGACUACCACAGGCGUUUCUCUCCCCUGUGUGUGAGCUGUAAUGAGCCCAUAGUUCCUGACGCCGGCAGUCAGGAGACCGUCAGGGUCGUGGCCCUCGACAAGAACUUCCACCUCAAGUGCUACCGCUGUGAGGAUUGUUCCCGCCCCCUCUCCAUAGAGGCGGACGCAGACGGCUGCUACCCAUUGGACGGCAGGAUCCUGUGCAUGAAGUGCCACACCCAGCGGGCCAAGGCUAUGCAUUGAUUGGUGGACACAUCUGUUAUUCAAGUCGAACUUUGAACCAAAUCCAAGGCACAGGAUCCAUUCAGCUUCCACCAUUCUGUCUUUACAACAGGGCUUUACUUGUGCACCUAGUGUGUGUGUGUGUGUGUGUGUGUGUGUGUGUGUGUGUGUGUAUGUGUGUGUGUGUCGUUAUGUCUCGCUCCUCUUUCUGCUUAUUCCCCCUGUCUCAGUCCAGAGGUAAUGUACUGCACUGAGAUAGACUCCUUUCCCCUUCUCCCCUUGUGUUAAUGCCAGUGUUAUCAAGGCCAUUUUUUGUUUACGCUAAAUCUCCCAGCAUGACUUGCACAAGUACAGCUUAGUCAUGAGCUGUGUCCCAACAGUCAAAGAUGGUUUCCUCUCCUCUUCUCUCUCCACUGAUAGGAAAACAUGUUAAUAAGGUUUUAGCCAUACAACUUUGAUUUGUCUAGGCCUUCCACUUUUCAGUGGUACGGAAGGGAAAGAGUUGAACUAUUACAGAGUAUUUGAGACAUAGUAACGGUAAGGUGAAGUUGCCCCUAGAUGCUGAUCUUGGGUCCCGCCUACUUAUUAGGGUUAGGUAUGGGGACGGCAAAUUGAUCCUAGAUCUGUGCCUACUGGCAACUUUUCCCAGGAGUUUAGUGUAACCCCCUGACCCCGGUGCACGAGGAGUUGAACAAAAGUUUAAGGUGGACUAAUUCAUGUUCCCCUGCACCUCCCAUAGGGCUGAGCUCUGGUGGGCUGGUGGCACCUGAAGCACUUUGGGAGUUAUAGUGCCUGCAAACAUACAAGGUGCUUAACUGCCUUUAGAGAGUGCUUUCUACAGAACUACAUAUCCCAUCAGACAUGAUGUAGCAGAGCAGUGUGCUGUGGAAAAUGUAGUUCCUCUGGGGGGGCCAGAGGAACUACAUGAAUGUCGCUCUCGUUUGUUUUUGUUGUGUGCGUUUGUUGCUUUAUAGGCAUGCAUAGCUACAGAUCACUCAGUUACUCUCACCAUUUUAUCAAGCACAGAAUGAGGGUACAUUACGAUCAAAAUUACAAUUAAUUUCUUUGUCAAAGGGAUUUAAAGUGUAUUAGACGAUUUAAGAUCAUGAUUAGAGAUACUACCAUUACACACUACCAAGAACAAAGAGGUAAAAAGUUUGCCAAGCACAGAUUCCAUUCCUAGUAUCUCAUCAUGUUAAAUAAUUAGAGUACUGUAGUUUAACGAGGGUUGCAUGGCUUAGAACAGGACCUACGCUCUAGGCAGAAGUUGCUCUUAACUGCAGUUCUAGGAUCAGAUUACUCUACCCCAUCCCUAAUCUUAAUUUAAAGGGGAUAGAGGGCAACUUCCAGGACCUACAGUUUACCUUCAGGUGAAUUGAAUUAAUGAGAGGUAAUAUCUCUAUACCUAUGUUAUUCAUUAGAUAUCUCAACUCGCCUGCAUACCAGAUAAGUGUGCGUUCAAGAGCGCUUCAUUGAGGAUGAUAAUCACAAAUACUGUAACUAUACACCUGCAUUUACAAAUGCUUAGUAUUUGGGGCAUUUGCAGAUCUCUGACUAACGUAAUAAAACUGAUUUUAUGAAUCAGGGUAUUAAGUAUUAUAAACAUGCAACAGAUCAAAUGGCCAGUCCUGAUGGCAGGAUAAAAGAGAGAAAUGCCCCAAUCUACGGUGUUGUAUAGCAGGUCAUUGACCGUAGUAGCAGCAGUUCAAGGUGUUGGUAACACAUUUCAAAUCCAGGCAGUGGUCACUCAAAUGCAUCACACUUUAAAUUCACUGCCUUUAUUUUCAUGGAAUUCACUUUCAUUUUUAAUCAUGUUUUUUGUCUGCUUUACACAGUAUAUUGUUCCUCUUCCUUUCUCAUAAUAUUCCAAUGAAUACCACUGUUUCCAUUAUUCAGCUUAGUGUAAUUUUGUGUUGAUAUCAGUUAUAUUUACUCUAAUUGUAAUCUAACCAUACUGUAUUUCAUUGAUAAGUACUUUUAUUUUCUGCGAUUUUUAUGUGAAACUUGGUGAGGUGCCAUUUUCACCCUAGGAUUCCACUCUCUCCUGUUCAUACUAGUUGGCACCGAACACCCAUCCUUACACAUUCCUCAGUCUGGCAUAGCGACACAACCCUAAUGACAAAACUAACAUUCAAAACCACAUGGCCAAAUAGGACUCAAUAUGCAUGUUAUCUGGGUCGUUGUUAGCACCUUUAGUGUUAUAACAGUUGUUUUCCUAUUUUUAUUUUUCUCACAAAUGAUUCCACCUUUGUGACCAUGCCUUUGUCAUCACUGUCAGACCACUGGUGUGUAAUGAUGCCUUCAGAAACACAUACUUUGCUCAUUUAUUUAAUGAUUGCCUUGUUCUUUUCAUAUUGUUCUUAUGAAUUCCUCUCUUAUAUAUGUGUGAAUGUGUAUAUGUUUACGGUUCCAAACAUGCCAACAUUAUUUACCAGUACAUGUCAUUAUAUUUCUUCUUUCAUUUUACUGUACUCAAAAUAAAACAAAUGGCUAAUUGCCUAAA
Messenger RNA from Coregonus clupeaformis (lake whitefish), 3982 nucleotides. Its product is annotated as zyxin-like. The transcript has 8 exons. Gene Ontology annotation, biological process: transforming growth factor beta receptor signaling pathway; integrin-mediated signaling pathway. The record is from RefSeq and is a predicted model, not a curated record. The coding region runs from base 181 to 1500 and encodes 439 amino acids. NCBI's taxonomy places the organism in Eukaryota, Metazoa, Chordata, Actinopteri, Salmoniformes, Salmonidae.